UCCAAGUCAUACAGAGUACGCCAGUUUAGCUAGUACAGUACGGAAUGUUCACCUUUAGUUUAGCGUUGUAUAUUGUUAUCGCGUCAUUGUUUUAUUAAUACUUUGACUUUAUUAUAUAUCAGGUUGACGAUCGUAUGUAGAUACGUUUUCAGUUUUAUACGUUUAAUGGGACUGAAAAGUAUCGUACAAUAACGCUUGUCAGACAGCAUGUGGGUUUAUCUAGUAGCCGGUAAAAUGUCAUCAGUUAACCGUGUCUUAAAUUAAGCCCUAUUUAUAUAUAGUAGUUAUAUAUAGCGAAGAAUAGUUUACACUUUUACCGUGCUUUCUAGAAGAACAUUACACAUCUGGGGCUGUGGCUUUUCGAUACGGUCAUCGUCAUGUUAGGACACAUAGCAAGAAGACUUGGUCACCUUCACGGCCAUCCAAUGUAUAAUGGAUUUAAUCCUAACCAGCUUCUUUCAAAAGAGACCCACCGGCACCUGCAAUCCUCAUUCCAAACCACCUCUCCUAUCUCGAUGAUGUCGUUGUGGCCGUUCUCAGCAACGUCCCGUGACUACAGUCAGCCAAACUCAUCGUGGAGUCCAGAGAUGCAGAGAAUUUAUGACCAUUAUAAUUCACUGUGUGAGAAAGAGACUGGAAAUGGUGAUAAAAAGAGAGGACCUUGGCGGAAGGUACCCAGCUACAACCGCUCCAUUAAACAUGCCACAGGGGGUGCACACCUCAGCAAACUGGUCCAGGCCAAAGCUCGACUUUUCACGAGAAGUUUUAAAGAGCACGGUGCAGGAUUUGAAUAUGUGAAGUUUAUUAAUAAGGAGGAGAAGACCUGUGUCUGUGUGUUUCAGGCAGGACAUUUACUGGAAGGGGCACCUGGUUAUGUACACGGAGGAGCCAUAGCCACUAUGAUUGACACAGUGACAGGUACACUUGCUGGCUACCUGUCAGGACCUGUUAUGACGGCCUACCUAAAUAUGGACUACCGCAGUCCAGUUUCUCUGGGCAGCGUGGUUUUAAUCCAGAGUGCUCUGGAUAGAAUAGAGGGCAGAAAAACCUUUCUCACUUGCAAAGUGACCAGCAGCGAUGGAUCCAAACUUCACACUGAAGCCACAGCUCUGUUUGUGUCGAUAAAUGUGGGUCAUUUAUUUGGAGCACGAAGCUAAAAGCAGCCCUGAAUUCACCACAGGGUUGUGUGCGUAGCUGUAUACGCACGCGCAGGUGUGUGCAGUGACCAUCUGAUUUAGCUGAUAACUUAUCUCCGCUCUGUGAAUGAGGUCUUCAGAAAUGCAGACAUCUAACAGAUAAACAGAGCACCUGCUCAUCUAUUCACUAUAACUGGCUGCCUCAUUUUAGAUGCUUAAAUUAUAUUAGUCCUGUACUUUUUUAAUAUUUACAAAUAAAGUAUUGAACAAUGUUUUUUGUAGUAUUAACACAUUAUGUUAAAAUACCUCAGUGAUAUAUAUAUUGCAUAUUGUGUUUAAAAUGUUACAUAUUUUGUUUUAAAUGAAAAAAUGUGCUUUUAAAUGACUUUAAUGUUGUGAUAUGGAUGUGACUGAGUACUAACAUAUUUAUAACUUCCUGAAUUCUUUUACAUAAAGCAUAAAAUUAA
Paramisgurnus dabryanus is the source of this 1603-nucleotide messenger RNA. RefSeq names its product thioesterase superfamily member 4 (gene them4). Lineage: Eukaryota; Metazoa; Chordata; Actinopteri; Cypriniformes; Cobitidae. The record is from RefSeq and is a predicted model, not a curated record.